CAAAGAAGGAUCUGCUUCCGACUUCUCCCCCUCCGCCCCCACCCUCCUCGCGAGGAAGCAGAUCUCUCCCUCCCCUCUCCCGCAACCAUGGCUUCGCUAUUCAUUUUGUUUCUAUUUCUCUCUUCUCUCUUCGGCGCCGUCAUCGCUCAAUCCGCCAUAAAAUUGCCCAACAAGGGCGCCGGGCACCACCGCCACACCACGCCACCCAAGCUCACCGCCAAUUACUACGCCAAGACGUGUCCCAAGUUCGACCAGAUCAUGCAGGACACCGUCUACGCCAAGCAGAGCACCAACCCUACCACCGCUGCCGCCGUCCUCCGCACCUUCUUCCACGACUGCAUGGUCGAGGGAUGCGACGCCUCCGUCCUCAUCUCCUCCACCCCCUCCAACCAGGCGGAGAAGGACUACGACAUCAACCAGUCCCUCGCCGGCGAUGCCUUUGACCUCGUGACGCGUGCCAAGAGCGCCCUCGAGCUCGCCUGCCCGAACGUCGUCUCUUGCGCAGACAUACUCGCCCUCGCGACCAGAAACCUCGUAAAGUUCGUCGGCGGACCCUUCAUCCCCAUCCAAUUGGGCCGGAAAGACGGGCUCGUGUCCAUGGCUUCGCACGUUGAAGCUAACCUAGCUAGGACUAACACCUCAAUGGAGCGAAUGAUCGAGAUGUUCAAGGAGAAGGGAUUCACCAUUGAAGAAAUGGUGGCGUUAACCGGCGGUGGACACACGAUUGGAUUCUCACACUGCAAGGAGUUCAGCAACCGGAUCUUCACCUACCCGUCGCAAUCAGGCGUCGACCCUUCGCUCAACCCUAGAUUCGCAGAUCGCUUGAAAAAGAUGUGUGCCAACUACCAGGCCAACCCGACAAUCGCAGCGUUCAACGAUCCCUUGACACCCGGAAACUUCGACAACAUGUACUUCAAGAACUUGAAGAACGGGCUGGGGCUUCUGGCUUCGGACCAGGCGCUGAUAAACGACCCGAGAACAAAGCCGAUAGUGGACAAGUUUGCGGCCGACCAGGCGGCGUUCUUCCAGACGUUUGUCGAAGCCAUGGUGAAAACUAGCGUUACCGGAGUCAAGACCGGGAAGCACGGCGAGGUGAGGGUCCGGUGCGAUAGGAUCAACUGAUAAAAUUAUCAGGAAAAUUGUUGGUGGUUUCGAAGAGAGCCAUGGGGAUGUGAUCAUUUGCAGAUCAUACAGUUAUUUGUUUCGUUACACUAUACACGAUUUGACUGCAUUUAGAAUGCUUGUAUUUAAAAAGGAAGAAAUGCUUGUGUAGAUCUACAAAUGGAACACAAUAUAAUUUGUUGAGAGUUUUUGAGUAUAUCUCUCUGUUUUUUUGUUCUUUUUAAAUAAUUGUGAUUAAUUAUUUUGAUUUCUGUUUCUUAAUCCAAAAUAAUCUUCGAUAUC
This is a messenger RNA of Rhododendron vialii, 1404 nucleotides long. RefSeq names its product peroxidase 41-like. Bases 88 to 1122 code for a protein of 344 amino acids. The transcript has a single exon. The record is from RefSeq and is a predicted model, not a curated record. Gene Ontology annotation, molecular function: heme binding; peroxidase activity. NCBI's taxonomy places the organism in Eukaryota, Viridiplantae, Streptophyta, Magnoliopsida, Ericales, Ericaceae. Gene Ontology annotation, biological process: hydrogen peroxide catabolic process; response to oxidative stress.